Molecule: messenger RNA, 621 nt
Organism: Dendronephthya gigantea
Lineage: Eukaryota; Metazoa; Cnidaria; Anthozoa; Malacalcyonacea; Nephtheidae
Exons: 4
Coding region: 1-621 (206 amino acids)
Source: RefSeq, a predicted model, not a curated record
AUGUCGUCGAGCUUUACUGAUCCGAUCGAUAGCCAAAGUGAAUCAGAAAAUAAUUUUAUUACGAGCUACAUGAUGGAAGUUGAAGAUGACGCUCCUUUGGCUACCGAAGCACAAGGCGAUCAAGAAUUAAUGCAACCAUACCAAGACGAACCAAUUGCUGACACUGAAUGGGUAGAAAACUAUUACGAAGAAAGGCGCAAUCAAGACGAUAGGCUUCGAGUACUUAGAGGCCGGCUCGAAGGACGUGUAUCUGUUGAAGGCUGGUGUGGAUGUGGGAAUUGUAAAACCGACUUGUUGCAAAACGAAAAAGAGAGUAAAUGUUGCCAAGAAGUAGAAGGCUGUGGCGAGGCACUCAGCAGUGAUAUUAUCAUGCAAGAAAUGAGUGCGGUCCCUAAAUGCAUCACACUUCAUCCUGGCUUUAGCGAUGUGUGUUUAUCUAUUUGGUCAUUGCGCUUAGCUGGGCCAAAGUUUAGAAGAAUCGACAGACAAAAGUAUAAAAUGGGUAGCGACGAAAACAGAUAUCUUCGAAGUGUUGCAUACAGACAAUAUAUACAACUUGUUUAUGGCUACUUAGGAAAAAGACGAAUACCACUGCCUGCAUGUGCCUAUCAUCCUUGUUAG